Sarcophilus harrisii (Tasmanian devil) is the source of this 2444-nucleotide messenger RNA. RefSeq names its product pre-mRNA processing factor 4 (gene PRPF4). The record is from RefSeq and is a predicted model, not a curated record. NCBI's taxonomy places the organism in Eukaryota, Metazoa, Chordata, Mammalia, Dasyuromorphia, Dasyuridae. The coding region runs from base 115 to 1686 and encodes 523 amino acids. Gene Ontology annotation, cellular component: U4/U6 x U5 tri-snRNP complex. Gene Ontology annotation, molecular function: protein binding; U6 snRNA binding; U4 snRNA binding. Gene Ontology annotation, biological process: mRNA splicing, via spliceosome. The transcript is spliced from 14 exons.
ACUUCCGGUGCGUUUCGAAGUUUCCGCUCUCCUGAGCGUGGAUUGAACGCUCCGGCGCUGAAGUCGGUGGCGGUGGUGGUUUGUUCCCCCGGUGAUUGAAAUUCCCCCCGCGACAUGGCUUCUUCUCGCGCUUCGGCCACGGCAACCAAAACCCCUAGCAGGACUCCUGAAGAUACUGCCUCCCCUGUGGUGAAGAAGCCUCAUAUCUACUAUGGCAGUUUGGAAGAGAAAGAGAAGGAGCGUCUUGCCAGAGGGGAAUCAGGGAUGUUGGGGAAAGAAGGAAUUAAAGCUGGAAUUGAGGCUGGAAAUAUUAACAUAACAUCUGGGGAGGUUUUUGAAAUUGAAGAACAUAUCAGUGAAAGGCAAGCAGAAGUAUUGGCUGAGUUUGAGCGACGGAAGCGAGCCAGGCAAAUCAAUGUUUCCACGGAUGACUCGGAAGUUAAGGCUUGCCUUCGAGCUUUGGGUGAACCAAUCACACUCUUUGGUGAAGGCCCUGCUGAAAGGAGAGAGAGAUUGAGAAAUAUUCUCUCUGUGGUUGGCACAGAUGCCUUAAAAAAGACCAAAAAGGAUGAUGAAAAAUCGAAAAAGUCCAAAGAGGAGUAUCAACAAACUUGGUACCAUGAAGGAUCCAACAACCUGAAGACUGCUAGGCUGUGGAUUGCUAAUUAUUCACUACCCAGAGCAAUGAAGCGCUUGGAAGAAGCCCGUCUCCAUAAAGAGAUUCCAGAGACAUCUAGGACAUCCCAAAAGCAGGAAUUACAUAAAUCUCUUCGGUCUUUGAAUAACUUCUGCAGCCAGAUUGGAGAUGAUCGUCCCAUCUCCUAUUGUCAUUUUAGUCCCAAUUCCAAACUCCUGGCCACAGCGUGUUGGAGCGGGCUGUGCAAACUCUGGUCUGUCCCUGAUUGCAGCCUCCUGCAUACCCUAAGAGGCCACAACACUAAUGUUGGAGCAAUUGUUUUUCACCCCAAAUCCACUGUUUCCUUGGAUAAGAAAGAUGUCAACCUGGCCUCUUGUGCUGCUGAUGGCUCUGUGAAACUCUGGAGUCUGGAGAGUGAUGAGCCUGUGGCAGAUAUUGAAGGCCAUUCGGUACGUGUAGCAAGAGUGAUGUGGCAUCCUUCAGGACGUUUUCUGGGCACCACCUGCUACGACCGUUCAUGGCGCCUGUGGGACUUGGAGGCCCAGGAAGAGAUUCUACAUCAGGAGGGCCACAGCAUGGGCGUGUAUGACAUUGCCUUCCAUCAGGAUGGUUCUUUGGCUGGCACUGGGGGACUGGAUGCAUUUGGUCGUGUAUGGGACCUGCGUACAGGUCGAUGCAUCAUGUUCCUAGAGGGCCACCUGAAGGAGAUUUAUGGGAUCAACUUUUCCCCAAAUGGCUACCACAUUGCAACUGGUAGUGGCGACAACACAUGCAAAGUGUGGGACCUCAGGCAGCGGCGUUGUGUCUAUACCAUCCCUGCUCACCAGAACUUGGUGACUGGAGUCAAGUUUGAGCCUAUCCAUGGGAACUUCUUGCUUACUGGUGCCUAUGACAACACAGCCAAGAUCUGGACACACCCUGGCUGGUCUCCACUGAAGACCCUGGCUGGCCACGAGGGGAAAGUGAUGGGUCUGGACAUUUCUUCAGAUGGUCAGCUCAUAGCCACCUGUUCCUAUGAUAGGACCUUCAAACUUUGGAUGGCUGAAUAGAUUGUGUCCAUGGACAUGAGUCUGUGACUCAGAUGUCUGGUCCCAAGUGCUUCCUUUUUUUGCCAGUUUGGUCAGAAGAAGGGGAUCAGUGUGGAGUGAUCGACUUUGCCACUCACUGUGUGUAGGAGGGGCAGUUUUGCCCCACAGCAGCCAGGCCAAGUGAUCCUGGGCUAUUUCACUCCCACUUUAAGGAGCUCUGCGAUGGACCAUGUUGGCAUUACCUUUUUUUUUUUUUUUUUUUUUUACUUAUGCUGUAGUGAAUUUCUUCCCUUAUGGUCAUCAUCUGUUUGUGUGCCCUUUCCCUUUCUCAACAUCCCGUGGAUUAUGGUGCCUUUCUUCCCUUAAUAGAAACUCCAUCAUGGCCCCUGAAACCUGACCCACUAGGUCAUGGUCAUGUACUGUAGUUAGACAUGACCCUAAGAGCACGUGGCUGGACUUCGCUUGGAAGCUGACAAGUCUAGAUGUGUUUGUGAGUGUGCACUGCUUCACACUUCCAUAGUAUCAUCAGAGAAACUAUCCUUCCCCUGAGAAUUAAAGAAUGAACCAGGAUAUGAACAACUUCCCAGGAACUUUUGAGGUCAAUUCCUGUUAAAUUAAUGUGGAGUGCUGAAGCAAGUUACAACUAAAAAUUUGUCUGGGAAUUGUCUUUUCUGUGCUUGUUUUCAUUUUCAUUUGGCUCCUGAUGGGCAUUCCUUUUAUGUUCCCCUCACUCUUGUGUCAGGAGUGAAUAGUAAUAAAAAGAUAACAGAUGAACCUUC